CCCCCACCACUCGACAGCAGAACACACAUUAUACAUAUAUGCCAUCGUAGAGAAUAGUAAACAUAGUGGAGUACCUAAUGUUGUUUUCUAUUUAAUUAAUGAACAAGCGAAUAACGAUCAGCCGGAAUAGAACGAAACUAGGUCGGGACUGCUUGCACAAUGAAAGACUUUGAGCCCCCCGGGAGUCUUCUUUGUUAUUGGGGAGAUUUAAAGAAGCAUCCUAAAUGUGCUCAUGGUCCUGCCCUGCUCUUUGGUCGAGAGUACAAUGGGGAAGUGAAUAAAUUUUAUGCCUGUUCAGCGUGUAGGGAUAGGAAACUCUGCUCAUUUCAUCUUGAGCAUGGCAAAGAGCCUACCAAGUAUCAAAAGCAAACAUGGGAACAAGAAAAGAAGAAAAACUUACCAUCGUACAAUCACCAGAAGUUGUUCAUCCAAUACAAUCAAUUGUUGGGAGAAAAUCCUGCAAAAAGAGCUUAUUGUCAUACAUGUGCAAGACUAUUUUCAAUCUCAGAUAAGCAUAAACAUGAUGAGCAUGAAAUAAUAGAGAAUCUGUCGGAUCAUCAGAUGUCAAAUCCAUCAGAAUUUUUGAAACCCUUAGAAAAUUCAAGGAAGGAAGCUCAGUAUUUAUUUUCAAAGAAGGCUGUAACUGACAUCAUAAAUUUGUUGACUGACUUGAAAGCAGAGAGUGUUUUGUGCAUUGGAGCUCCUAGGAUACACGAGUUUAUUACUCAAAACCUAGGAAGCAAAAUGUCAAGCCUUUUAUUGGACAUUGAUGGGAGGUUUCACAACUUCUUUGGGCCAUUGAAUUACUGUUGGUACAAUUUAUUUAACCAUCAUUUUUUUCAAGAAGAUUCAGAAGAUGUUUUUAAAGAAUUUUUGACACAAAACAAGGGUAAAAAUAUGUACUUGGUGUGUGAUCCACCUUUUGGUGGAAGAGUAGAACCAAUCUCACAAACCAUGAAGACUAUUAGCGACUUGCAUAAAAAACUAAACAAAAUUACUGAUGGUAAAAAUGAAUUAAAGAUAUUUUUCAUUUUUCCCUACUUCAUGGAAUCUGUGAUGAGAGAGAAAUCUAAUCCUCCAAAUAUCGGUGGAGGCCUUAAAGAUUUAAAAAUGACUGAUUAUAAAGUUGCAUAUGAUAAUCAUCCAUUAUUUGUAUCAAAAGUCAAUAAUCAACAGCAGGGUUCACAAGUACGAAUUUUCACAAAUGUACCACUUAAUUUUAUCAAACUGCCAGAGUCUGACGGAUACAAAUACUGUAAAAGAUGUGAUAAAUGGGUAUCUGCUGAAAAUAAGCAUUGCAAAAUUUGUCACAGUUGUACAUCAAAAGAUGGUAGACGAUACAGGCAUUGUAAAGCCUGCGAGCGUUGUGUCAAACCUACUUGGCAACAUUGUAAAAAGUGUGACAGAUGUGCUUUACCAAACCACAAGUGUGGACAGAAGCCAAAAAUUGGAAACUGCUACAAAUGCAAAGAAAUAGGUCACACAGAGAAAGAAUGUGCAGCAGUACAGCUUGAAAAAUCUAAAGCUGUUUCAAAGAAGAGGAAGGGAAAAACUGAAAAUAGCGACUCUCCAGCUAAAAAGCAGAAAAUUGAAGCAUUGGACAGUACUUCUGAAACAAAGAAUAACAAAAGUAAACCAAUAAAGAAAAAGAGCAAAAAACUAAAUUCUCCAGAAAAAGAUAAUAACAAAGUAAAGAAAGUGCCUUCUGAUGCUAAACAAAAUAAGAAUAAGAACGUAAAUGUUCUGGAAUCUUCUGUAGUCAAUUCUAAUGACUCCAAAGAAACUAAAAAGACUGUAAAAAUAAGUGGUGGUGCAAGUAAUAAAGAACAACAGUUAGUUAAGAUAAGUAAAAAGUUGAGUAAGGUAAAGAAGGCAGUGCUAAGUGAAAAUUCUGAAGAUGCAAAAGAAAAUACUAAAAAAAAGAAGAAAAAUGAAUCAAAAAAGAAAAAGAUUGUAAAAAGCUAAUAGCAGUACAAAUAUAAAAUAAUAUUUUUUUGUAAAAAGUACAUUAAUAAAUAAUGUAAGUUUUCCACA
Nasonia vitripennis (jewel wasp) is the source of this 2034-nucleotide messenger RNA. RefSeq names its product rRNA N6-adenosine-methyltransferase ZCCHC4. The transcript is spliced from 5 exons. Gene Ontology annotation, molecular function: zinc ion binding; nucleic acid binding; rRNA (adenine-N6-)-methyltransferase activity. Lineage: Eukaryota; Metazoa; Arthropoda; Insecta; Hymenoptera; Pteromalidae. Gene Ontology annotation, cellular component: cytoplasm; nucleolus. Bases 160 to 1965 code for a protein of 601 amino acids. Gene Ontology annotation, biological process: rRNA methylation. The record is from RefSeq and is a predicted model, not a curated record.